Molecule: messenger RNA, 1316 nt
Organism: Galdieria sulphuraria
Lineage: Eukaryota; Rhodophyta; Bangiophyceae; Galdieriales; Galdieriaceae
Product: DNA photolyase / blue-light receptor 2
Exons: 1
Coding region: 47-1234 (395 amino acids)
Molecular function (GO): FAD binding; DNA binding
Source: RefSeq, a predicted model, not a curated record
GAGAUUUUGUUGGAUUAUCACAAGAGAGAGAGGAAGGAGGAGGAGGAUGGUCUCUAUGAGUUUUGUAAUAGAUGAACAUCGUUUGCAGACUUGUUUACAAAAGUCUACACAUCGUAAAUAUGAAGAGAAAGUUUUUUGUUUGCGCUUUAUGCAAAUCAAGUGUUCCAUUCCCCGUUCUUUACCGAGCUUUUCUAUGGAAAGUGGAAGGACUUGGAUGCAGUUUGAGAGACCGAGAAACUCGCUUCAACUAGGAUUAUCCAAUGCUUGUGGAAAUAAAGGAGAUAUCGCGAUCGUUUGGCUUCGAAGAGAGUUGAGGUUGCACGAUAACAUUGCUUUGGUGGAGGCUGUCAAGAGCUAUCGAAGGAUUCUUCCGUUGUUUAUCCACGAAAGUGUCUCGAUGACUCACCAGAAGAGAAAGGAUGAAGAUAGAGGAAGUUGUUUGUUAUCAGAAGACUUGUUAUAUGAAGACCUAAGCCAAGAACAUGAUUUGUUAGAAAUGUGUUUGAAAGACUUGAGAAAACAAUUUCGACAGUUAGGUAGCGAUUUGUUGGUCAUAGUAUCCAAUAAUGCGGUGGAAAGUUUAUUGGAGUUGAUAAGAAGCACAAGAGCGCAAGGUUUAUAUUUCUAUAAUAGUAUCUUUGCAAAGGAACGGAAACAGGAACUGGAACUGAAGCAGCGACUUGAUUCUAACACUAGUGUAAAUAUUUAUACGUUUUGGACCAACACGCUUCAUCCAUUUGACAAACUAAUCUCCAAAAGUACUCUACAUUUGGAGGAUUGUGAUCAGUUCGGUCAAUAUAUUCAUAACUGGGAAGUACCUAAAGAUAUUCCAUCACCCGAAUAUCUCAAACCAUUUCCUUAUGAUAGAUUGGAUGACAGCAAGUACAAACUAGAUUUUGAUAUUAUUUCAAGUUGCAAUCAAGAGCUUAAACAAAAGUCCCAUGUUUUAGCUGUCUCGGAAAGGGAAGCACUCAGUCGUUUGACCGAGUUUGUUUCAUCCCAGACUUGUGGAUGGAUUCAACAUUACCCUGAUGAAGCAAUGAUAGAUACUAAAUAUGGAAGAAUGAAUCCUUAUCUUUCUCUUGGUUGUAUUUCUAUGCGGACUAUUUUUCGUCGAGUAGUGGAUAAUAUUCCUCAUUCUUUGCGUCGGUAUUGUGUCGAAAUGGACUUGAUAUUUCGAGAGUUUCUCAUGUUUCGUUAUUUCCAAACUUCCAAUUUGGAAUUUGUGUCUUGAUAUUAAAAUUAUGAAGAGUUUGGAAUCUACUUUGAAAACUUUUGUCAGGAAUGAAUGAAUGAAUGAAUGAAUGGCUAUCACC